CAUUAGUACAACUCUGAUCGGAGACUAAGAUACACGUGUUAGUGUUGAUCGGUUACGUGAUAAUAAAAUGCGACGUAUUUUACGGAAAUAAAUAAUAAAAAUGUAUCGCGCGUUCUUUAGUUUUGUAUCUAUUGGAUUUUUGAGUGUGUGCGGCCAGUACUUUCAAUCGCCGUGCCCGGAUUAUUUUGACUACAGAAGUGAUGGCAACGGUGUGUUUGGGGCGAUUAAAUUGCAGCCUUUUGGUCCCGUGUCGACUUUGCUUGUCAAAGCUAACUUCACUAUAGCUGCUAGAUUACCAUCCACAUAUGCAGGCAGCAUCGUGCCAGUGGGCUCGGAGCUGCAUCUCCUGCAGGAGUUCAACCGGGGAGCGCCGCUGCAGUACCGGGUCAACUUCCCCGUGGUCAGCCCCGUGCCGAAGUUGACGGCGCUCAUAGUCAACGACAACGUCGUGUGCUACGGACCUGGAGAUCCAUUGACUCCUGGGCAGUAUGUUUCGACGAUAAGUCUUCGGCACAUGCUUUUCUUUAAAUCUGGUACAAAUGGAUUGUAUCCCGUACAUAACCGACCUCAAACCCAACGACCGGAAGUCGUAUACGGACAUCAAACGCCAUCAACUUCACACAUAAACCCGACCAAUUUCAUCAGUUAUGUUGACAAUACCAACGAUAAUACUAGAAAACCUGAUGGCCAAACAUAUUACGUGGUAGAUAACGGUCGCCCGGUGUACCAAUCACCAGACAUAUAUCCGGAGUCGUUCCCGGACUACUUUAAUCAGCCUAACUUUAUUGUAGAUACUCCCGAAAGGCAAACUACAAGAGUAACAACAGUUAGAACUACCACAACUAGAUCUACUACUCAAAGACCUCGAACUACAUUACCUCCAGAACCUGUACCACAACCGGAUCCUCUAAACGUAGGAUCCUCAUCAGCUGAAUGUGGUAUAAAUAUGAGAAAUGAUCCGACUGCUCCACUAGUCCCACUAAUUGUCAAAGGAGAAAACUUCGAGCGCGGAGAAUGGCCAUGGCUGGUAGCCAUCUUCAAACGUAGAUUCAGUUCGUUGAGCUACAUCUGCGCUGGGACUCUUGUGUCAGAUAAACAUGUGAUUACAGCUGCACAUUGUAUGCAACGUGAGAGCACGUACACGGCCAUAAAUAACCUGGUAGUGAGAGCCGGGGUGUACAAUCUCGAGGACUGGAAUGAUGACGACAUCACUGUGACCAGAAGUUUGGCAGCGGCGGCUAUACACGACGCGUACAACGCAUCUACACUUGCGAAUGACAUCCUCGUGCUAACUCUGGCUAAGAGUGUGCCGAUCAGUGCUCACAUCAGACCAGCGUGUCUGUGGAGCGGGAACACCAACCUUAAGAUGGUCGUUGGAAAAUUGGGAGUGGUAGCAGGAUGGGGCGCCAACGAAAUGGGUUCCGGUGGCAAAGGGGAGCCGCGCAUGGUAGAGAUGCCCAUAGUCAGCCUUGAGACAUGCAGGUCCAGCAGAGAAGAGUUCCACAGACUCACGUCCUCAAAGACGCUAUGUGCAGGAGACCACAGUGGAGCUGGACCCUGUUUGGGUGACUCCGGUGGUGGUCUUUACAUUCAAGACAAAGGGCGUUGGAGGAUCCGCGGCGUGGUGUCCUUGUCACUCAGGGCUGAAGGCGACGCCAUCUGCAAUCUGGACGACUACAUAGUGUUCACUGAUACAGCACAAUAUUUGCCAUGGAUAAAUACUGUUAUGAAUAAUUAUAUUCGUUAAUUAUAGAGAUUAUUUAAGACAA
Bicyclus anynana (squinting bush brown) is the source of this 1769-nucleotide messenger RNA. Its product is annotated as chymotrypsin-like protease CTRL-1. The transcript is spliced from 9 exons. NCBI's taxonomy places the organism in Eukaryota, Metazoa, Arthropoda, Insecta, Lepidoptera, Nymphalidae. Gene Ontology annotation, biological process: proteolysis. Gene Ontology annotation, molecular function: serine-type endopeptidase activity. Bases 101 to 1747 code for a protein of 548 amino acids. The record is from RefSeq and is a predicted model, not a curated record.